GAGCAGCACAUUGUACCGACUCCACUCAAGACACCGAUCUGUGUUUACACCAGGGAAUAACAAGGGAGCACACCAGAGAGACUCUGACGACUGCAGCAGGAUGUCAGCUUACAACUGCUCUUUUGAUCUAACAGCUGAAAAAGGCAGUUGGCUUUGUCCUCCGGAGGAAAAGUGUGUCAAUCUGACCUCUGUGGUAAACGGAAGCCACAUCAAUCUGGAUGACGCAUGUCUAACAGAGGAAGGGUACCUGGAGAAAUAUCUGGGGCCUCGUCGAUCAACUGUGUUCCUCCCCAUCUGCCUCAUCUACCUGGUCAUCUUCCUGGUAGGUGUGGUGGGGAAUGUGUUGACGUGCACUGUAAUUGCACGCAACAAAGUGAUGUGGACGCCAACAAACUACUACCUGUUCAGCCUGGCGGUGUCAGACCUGCUGGUGCUGCUGCUCGGCAUGCCGUUAGAGCUGUAUGAGCUAUGGCAGAACUACCCCUUCCUCCUGGGGAAGGGCGGCUGCUACUUUAAAACAUUCCUAUUUGAGACUGUUUGCUUGGCGUCUAUCCUCAACGUUACAGCGCUGAGUGUGGAGCGUUACAUCGCUGUGGUGCACCCGCUUCGUGCAAAGUACGUCGUAACGCGCACCCAUGCCAAGCGGGUCAUCCUUACAGUGUGGGGUGUGUCUGUAUUGUGUGCUUUGCCAAACACAAGUCUGCAUGGGAUCGACGUCCUUCACAGUCGCCUCAGUGGCCCCGAUGGGAACAUUACUGUUGAGAUCCCUGACUCAGCGAUCUGUACAUUGGUGAAACCACGCUGGAUGUACAACCUGACCAUCCAGGUGACCACCUUGCUAUUUUUCAUGCUGCCCAUGCUCACCAUCAGCGCCCUCUACAUGCUCAUCGGGCUGCAGCUGAAGCAGGAGAAGAUGCGUCACACACUGGAGGCGAAGACGGGCUUUGGACAGGACAGCUUCUGUAACAUCCGAACACAGCAGCAGAAAGCACGUCGCCGGCAGGUCACCAAAAUGUUGUUUGUUUUAGUGGUGGUUUUUGGGAUCUGCUGGGCCCCAUUUCACACAGACCGCCUCAUGUGGAGUUUCAUCAAUGACUGGACUGACAGCCACCGGGAAAUUUUCCAGUAUGUGCACAUUAUCUCUGGAGUGUUUUUCUACCUCAGCUCAGCGGUCAAUCCCAUCCUGUACAACCUCAUGUCCACACGUUUUAGAGAAAUGUUCAAGGAGGUCAUGUGCCAUCGGCCACAUCACAUCACGCCCAGAAAACAUUCGCUCAGUGUCACGCGGGUGACACUCCGCAGCACACUGAGUGAUGCGCCACUUGGCAACGGAGCCGCUGUUGUUGAAGCCGAGGCAGAAGAUGGAGACGCGCGGAUGAAAGACGAGACCACUUUUACGUGUUAAACACAACUUAAAGAGGAAAAUGGCAAUGUGUUUGGAAAGACUGUCCCGUUCUGAGCCACUCCAUCCGUCAACUAUCAUCAUCAUCCACUUUGAACAGGUGCAUCAGCGAAAAAGUGUUCGGAUUAUGCUGCUUUUAAAAACUUCAUCCAUAACUCACCAACUCACAUACUGAAGUUAAAUUCCAGACCUUUUUAAACGCUUUUACACUAUAAUGUCAUCUCAAGUUUGCCAACAAAAAUAACUUGUUCACUGUAUAAAAGCCAAAUGAAAUGAAAAGUCGUGUUUCUUAG
This is a messenger RNA of Epinephelus fuscoguttatus (brown-marbled grouper), 1695 nucleotides long. RefSeq names its product neuromedin U receptor 1a (gene nmur1a). The transcript has 3 exons. The coding region runs from base 101 to 1405 and encodes 434 amino acids. Lineage: Eukaryota; Metazoa; Chordata; Actinopteri; Perciformes; Serranidae. Gene Ontology annotation, cellular component: plasma membrane. Gene Ontology annotation, molecular function: neuromedin U receptor activity. Gene Ontology annotation, biological process: G protein-coupled receptor signaling pathway. The record is from RefSeq and is a predicted model, not a curated record.